AUGAUCUCUCGAGGUGCCUUUCCCGAACAGCUUCAUCAAAACACUCUCUGGUGGCAUGGGCCAACCUGGGAUCCAUCGGAGGCCGACAACGAAUCAGCCCCGAACGGCAAUCUCGACGAUAUCGAGCAAGGGCAGCUAGACAGAGAGCAGCGAACCGCAGCUGUGGUAUGCUUCACGGUCUACGAAAAUCGUUUCCUGGAUGAUAUGAUGGCUCGGUACUACCCGAAUCUACAGCUCCUUCUCCGUAUCACCGCUCGCAUUCUUCGUUUCGGACACCCGGAGUUCCGAUGCUCUCCACGACUCUCUCCAGCUGAGAUAAACUUUGCUUUGGAAAAGUACCUACAACACACACAACAACAGCAUUUCCCCAGCGAGCUCAGCCGACUACAAAGAGAUCUCGCCGUCGAACGAAGCAGCCCAUUACAUCAACUCAAUCCAUUUCUGGACGAAAACGGUGUCGUUAGGGUGGGCGGAAGGCUGCAGCAAUCGGACUUGAGCUACGACAACAAGCAUCCGAUUUUGCUGCCCCGUCACUCAAUAUUGACCUCGCUCAUUCUUCUGCACGAUCAUCAAGAGCAUCUCCACUGUAGCCCUCAGUCAUUGCUAGCCGCCACUCGAACUCGGUAUUGGAUACUACGCGGCAGCAGCGCUGCUCGAAAGGUUUGUCGCGAUUGUGUAAAGUGCAACCGAGCCAAAGCCCGGAUUACGCAACAAACGGGACAGUUACCAGCGGACCGUUUGAAACCUCUCCCACCGUUCACCAUCACGGGCGUUGAUUACGCCGGCCCUGUGAGCAUCGUCGGACGAAGAACUCGUGGGGCUGUACCAUCGAAAGGUUACGUUGCACUGUUUGUUUGCUUCGGAACGCGGGCGGUGCAUCUGGAGGCAGUUACCGACCUGAGUGCAUCGGCUUUCCUCGCUGCCUUCACCCGGUUCACCAGUCGGUACGGAGUUCCCAGCAAGAUGUACUCCGACAACGCCACGAAUCUUCGGUCAGCGGCCAGAACCCUUCGUGAACUCUAUCAACAGAUCGAUGCGACCGAACACAGCGACGAGGUCAACGACUUUCUCACCGACAGACGUGUGGAAUGGCUGUUCAUACCCGCGCGAUCUCCUCACCACGGUGGAUUGUGGGAGGCUGGAAUCAAAGUGGCGAAAGGGUUCCUCAGCAAAAUCGGAGGUAACUAUAACUACACCUUCGAAGAAUUAAGCACUCUCCUCGCUCAGGUAGCUGCGUGUAUGAAUUCGCGUCCGAUUUCUGCAAUUUCGGAUGACCCCGCGGAUCAUCAACCACUCACGCCCGCGCACUUCCUGAUCGGGCGUCCUCUCGAUGCCCUCCCGGAGGUCAACCAUCUGGAGCAGCAGAUAAGUUCCUUGUCAAGGUGGAACUACGUUCAGCGAGUCGCCCAGGAUUUUCGCGCUCGGUGGCAGUCCGAGUACGUACUUGCACUCCAACGGCUAGUGAAAUGGCAGGCCUCAUCCCCCAACGUUUCGGUAGGCGAUUUUGUUCUACUGGUCGACGACAACGAGAAGCCACAACAGUGGCUCCUGGGACGUAUUAAGGAGCUUUUCCCCGGGACCGACGGACGUGUCCGAGUAGUGUCGGUCAAGACAGCCAAUGGUGUUUUUCGCCGGGACGUCAGGAAGCUGCGCCGGUGCCCACUCGACAGUGAUGAAUUCGUUCCAGGAAGACAUGGAGUGGAAAUUCCUACUCGUAAUUUGGUGGGCGGAUUAUGUUGGGACGAGAAUGAGGAGCGCUACCCUACUCGCAGCAGCAGCAGAAAAAAGAUAUCUCAUUUGCCCAGAGAAUAA
This is a messenger RNA of Aedes albopictus (Asian tiger mosquito), 1812 nucleotides long. RefSeq lists its product as uncharacterized. The coding region runs from base 1 to 1812 and encodes 603 amino acids. The transcript has a single exon. Gene Ontology annotation, biological process: DNA integration. The record is from RefSeq and is a predicted model, not a curated record. Gene Ontology annotation, molecular function: nucleic acid binding. Lineage: Eukaryota; Metazoa; Arthropoda; Insecta; Diptera; Culicidae.